GUUGCAUCUGUGGCGCACCAGGUCGAACUCGGUUCUUUUUUUCUUGUUUUCUUGCGAUUCCGAUCGUGAUUCCACGCAGAGAUAAACAAAACUGCAACCCUUCAAUCAGAUAAUUCUGUAAAUCGGACUCAGUCCUCUGGUAUGUGCUCUCUGUCGCAGUCCCCUGUAGCUAAGCCCUGCCCCGCUAGAGAAAAAGAAUUAAGAUAGUACGAGUUGUAGUAGUAGUUCCUAGUAAGCAUCAAGAUUAAAUAAGUCUACUGUUUCACCUGGUAGUACCCGUCGUCCGAUUGAAAGGGAAAACACUCACAGCGAAAAGGACAACCUUCGCCACGACCAUGGCGCAGCAAUUACUCUCCGUCUUAAAAGCUGAGGCGAUAUCGAAACAGCUACAGCAACUCCAACGCGACUGUGAACAGACACUUUCCGUCAGACAGAACCUCCACGAUCAGCUAAAAACGGCUUCUACGAACUACGACAGAGAGAGAAGGCGGAAUGUUGAGUUGUUGACGAAAUUGGCAGAGGGGAGGAGGGAGGUAUUGUGAAUGGCAUGGUUCCUUGUCUUCGUGAGUUUUCUCUCGUUCCCGUUUUACAGCCCUCAACCUCCUAGUUUCUUGAUCAUUUUAAAAUCGGCGGGUUCGUAGAGAAUAGAAUGAUAGAGGAGCACUAAGCCUAGACUAGAAUAGAAUGAUAGAGAAUAGAAUGAUAGAUGAUUGCGAACUGGAUACAAAACAAGAGGCCGCUCUUUCAGUAGCCCCAGGAUACAAAAAAAAAGAAACUUUUUCUGAAGUCUCCAAAUCCAAAUCCAAAGGGUUCCUUGUCAUUGUCUUUGUGAGUUUUCUCUCGUUCCCGUUUACAUGAAAGGAAACUGAAAAUUCUUUCAUCCAGCUCGGUGACGCGGAAGCACGUGCAGUUGAGUGGCAGGAAAGGAGCCAGUCUUUAGAGGAUGAGCUGUUGACCGCUUACGAGAAUAUGGCCUCUCUCAGUGAAGAGCUUACGAGUCUGAGAAUUCAGAAUAAACGCCUUAGAGGGGAAGGGGAGAAAGUGAAAUCGUGAUGUCGAUGCUUUGAACUUGAAGAAGACUGAUGAGAAUUCUCCAUGAUGAACUGACGUCAGUCUCGUCACUUCCCAAAUGGUGUCAGAUGACCAUGAGGACUUCGCCCAGCGUGACUCAGUCACGGUGACUGCCUGUCCUCGUGCUAACAAACUUAACACUUGUGGGUGUGUUCAAUAUUCC
This is a messenger RNA of Amoebophrya sp. A25, 1234 nucleotides long. The record is from the annotation of a GenBank genome assembly. Lineage: Eukaryota; Dinophyceae; Syndiniales; Amoebophryaceae.